This is a messenger RNA of Diplodia corticola, 798 nucleotides long. RefSeq names its product rna binding protein. Gene Ontology annotation, cellular component: precatalytic spliceosome. Lineage: Eukaryota; Fungi; Ascomycota; Dothideomycetes; Botryosphaeriales; Botryosphaeriaceae. The record is from RefSeq and is a predicted model, not a curated record. The transcript has a single exon. The coding region runs from base 1 to 798 and encodes 265 amino acids.
AUGUCAACCCACCAAGCCGACGCCAAAGCGCUCCUCGACGACCGCGGCUACAGCGGCGCGCUGAUCCGCGGGCAGAACCCGGCGCUGCUCUUCGAAAAGGCCGUCCGCGACCGCAUCACCGAGUCGUACUACUGGAAGGAGCAGUGCUUCGGCCUCAACGCCGCCACCCUGUGCGACCGCGCCGCCGAGCUCGCCUUCGUCGGCGGCACCUACGGCGGCCUCGGCAAGCCGACCCCGUUCCUGUGUCUGGCGUUCAAGCUGCUGCAGCUGGUGCCGGAGAAGGAGAUUAUCUUGGCGUAUUUGAAUUGGCCGGGGGAUGAGGGGGAUGAGGGGGACGGGGAGGGGGACGGGGAGGAGGAGGAUGAGAGUAGAGCGCCUGGCGUGAAGGGCGAGUUCAAGUAUUUGAGGGCGUUGGCGGCGUUUUAUAUCCGCUUGGCGUGGGAGCCGGUGGAGAUUUAUAAGACGUUGGAGCCGUUGUUGGCGGAUUAUCGGAAGCUGAAGAGGAGGAUGAGGGACGGGUUUGUCUUGACGUUUGUGGAUCAGUUCGUGGAUGAUUUGCUCACCAAGGAUCGCGUGUGCGCGACGAGUUUGUGGAAGAUGCCGGCGAGGACGUUGCUGGAGGAUUUGGAUUUGCUGGAUCCGAGGGAGAGCCCGUUGGGAGAUGAGGUCGAGCGGUUGGAUGAGGAUGAGGAUGAGGAUAUGGAGAAUGGUAGGGACAGGGAUAGGGACGAGAGAGAAGAGAGCGGAGAGAUUGAGGACCGGAGCCGCAGAGGGAGCAGGUCCCCGACUGAGGAUUAA